This is a messenger RNA of Adineta steineri, 585 nucleotides long. NCBI's taxonomy places the organism in Eukaryota, Metazoa, Rotifera, Eurotatoria, Adinetida, Adinetidae. The record is from the annotation of a GenBank genome assembly.
AUGCUUGGACCAUUGACUCAAAAUAGCAUUAUCAUUCGUGAACGUCGAAGAUGUUGUAGAAGUACACAGUUUAAUUCAGAUUUUCCUCCACAAUUGACAGGAAUCAUAGAUCCAAAUGAAUUCUUUCAAUCAAUAGACAAUAUUAAUCAAGCACGCAAAUGGACUUUGUGUGAAAAAAUUGCUCGUUUUGUUACUACCUUUUCCGUACUGAUUGGACCAAUAUUAUUGGGUGUCGGUUUGGGAUUGAUAUCACUUAAAAAGCCAGCAGUAUAUAUACCAAUAAUUUGUGUUGGAGCUAUAGCAUCUUUGGCUAGUGUUUUUAUGCUCAUCUAUGUAUCAAUUUUUGUAUCAAAAAUACGUUUGAAACGUCUACACAACGCAGUUCAUGACGAAUCAGUAAGAUAUUCGACAAAACUACCAACACCUACAAAGUGGCGUAUCAAUUCUUAUACGACACAAAAUUACAGUGGAUCAGAUGGCCUGUCCACUAUCAUUCAUUACCAAUUAAUAAUUGAUAUUGAAAAAAAAGUUAAUUCAGCAAAUGGAAGUGAUCGAUUAAAUGAACCAUCGUCCUACAUCGUUUAA